AUGUUAUUUACCGUACUCGGAGUUAUUGCUCUCUUCCUGAGAGAAAGAAACAUCAAUACCACCGUCUCAGGUCAAGAUGAAAGAUUGGACCGUCAAGAAGGAUUGGUCACGGUACCCACUGUGACCAACAGUGAUGGUCGAGAAAUUGGUGACUGGUGUGAAGAAUCAUCUUUGCAUCUGGAGGAACAGAUCAAUGUUCAGACUGAGGAACCAUCACUGGAGGAACCUGUUGAUGGUCAGAGUGAAGAACAAUCACUGGUAGAGCCUGACAGUGUUCACGGUGAAGAACAACCACUGGUAGAGCCUGACAGUGUUCACGGUGAAGAACAAUCACUGGUAGAGCCUGACAGUGUUCACGGUGAAGAACAACCAUUGGUAGAGCCUGACAGUGUUCACGGUGAAGAACAAUCACUGGUAGAGCCUGACAGUGUUCACGGUGAAGAACAGUCACUGGUAGAGCCUGACAAGCCUGUCGAUGGUCACAGUGAGGACUUAGCCAGCUCCUCCAGCAGUGAUGAUGUUCCUCCAAACAUUUUCUACGCUGAGUCCAGCAGUAGUGAUGACUUCCCUCAAGAGUUUUACUCAGCCAGAUUCAACUGUAGUAGUGAGCUUACAGCUAGCUCCUACAGCAGCUUCUUCUCUGCUGAGUCCGGCUGUGGUGAUGACCCCUCAACAGAUUUUCUGUCUGCUGAGUCCGGCUGUGGUGAUGACCCCUCUACAGAUUUUCUGUCUGCUGAGUCCGGCUGUGGUGAUGACCCCCCUCCAAAUGUGGUCCCUGCUGAGUCCAGCUGUAGUCAUGAUGGUCCUCCAAAUGUGGUCUCUGCUGAGCCUGGCUGUAGUCAUUACCCCCCUCCAAAUGUAGUCUCUGCUGAGCCUGGCUGUAGUCAUUACCCCCCUCCAAAUGUAGUCUCUGCUGAGCCUGGCUGUAGUCAUUACCCCCCUCCAAAUGUAGUCUCUGCUGAGCCCGGCUGUAGUCAUUACCCCCCUCCAAAUGUGUUCUUUGCUAAGCCCGGCUGUAAAGAUGGCGUCGGUCAAGGUGCAACCUGUCAAACACAGGGCGCUGUUCCACUUCAGCCAGAAGAUCUGAAGGAUGAAGACACACACAUCAUUGAGAUCAACUCAAAGUCUUAUGAAAUUGGUGCUAAGCUGGGCAAAGGAAGUUUUGGAACCGUUUUCGCAGGGACCCGUCUACAAGAUGGCCUUCAGGUGGCAGUAAAAAUAGCAGAUUUCAAGAUUAAGCGAUUCAUCCAUGUUGAUGAUUUUGACCAGCCACUUCCAGCGGAGAUCGCUCUGCACUUUCUUGCCACUAAAGGCCCCAAGGUUAAACAAAUUGUUAAGCUUCUGGACUGGAAGGUGGAGGCUGAUCGUUACUUUCUGGUCCUAGAGCGGCCCAUACCCUGUGUAAACUUAGGUGAAUUUCUAAGAAAACACAGAGGCAGAAUCCCAGAGAAGGUAUUAUGGAAAAUCAUGUUCCACACAACAAUUGCAGCCCACAUCUGCUGCAAACGCGGAGUGCUUCACCGCGAUAUCAAGCCUGAGAAUUUGCUGAUUAACCUGCGGACCUAUGAAGUCAAACUGACUGACUUUGGGUGUGGUGAACGCCUUACUUUGGGCUUUUACACAGAGUUUUCGGGCACACCACAAUACUGCCCUCCCGAAUUUAAUAACACUGGCUUAUACUACGGGGAGCCAGCAACAGUGUGGUCACUCGGGAUUCUUCAGUAUUUGCUAAUGUUCAAAAAAUUUCCAGACAACCAUGACCUCCGCAACAUGACUUUCAGAUAUUUACAGAAAAAUGGAUGGUCAAACGAAUGCAGCGAUUUCAUCCGCUGUUGUCUGCAGACUGACUACAGAUUUCGGUAUGGGUUGCAAGCACUUCGUGUCCAUGGCUGGUUUAAGGUAAUGAAUAGAGUUUGA
Danio aesculapii is the source of this 1917-nucleotide messenger RNA. RefSeq names its product aurora kinase A-A-like. Gene Ontology annotation, biological process: negative regulation of apoptotic process; regulation of mitotic cell cycle; protein autophosphorylation. NCBI's taxonomy places the organism in Eukaryota, Metazoa, Chordata, Actinopteri, Cypriniformes, Danionidae. Gene Ontology annotation, cellular component: cytoplasm. The transcript is spliced from 7 exons. The record is from RefSeq and is a predicted model, not a curated record. Gene Ontology annotation, molecular function: protein serine/threonine kinase activity; ATP binding. The coding region runs from base 1 to 1917 and encodes 638 amino acids.